This is a messenger RNA of Salvelinus fontinalis (brook trout), 1310 nucleotides long. Its product is annotated as GRB2-related adapter protein-like. The record is from RefSeq and is a predicted model, not a curated record. NCBI's taxonomy places the organism in Eukaryota, Metazoa, Chordata, Actinopteri, Salmoniformes, Salmonidae. The coding region runs from base 85 to 1113 and encodes 342 amino acids. The transcript has 7 exons. Gene Ontology annotation, molecular function: protein binding.
GUCAGAACUGUGACAAGGACAGUUAAAGUUUGGAGCUACCAUCUCUACUAACCGUGCUGUCUGGGGGAAUCGAGACUUCCUGCUAUGGAGGCAGUAGGUAAGUAUGACUUUACAGCCACUGCUGAGGAUGAGCUGAGCUUCAGGAAGGGAGACAACAUGAAGAUCUUGGGCACCAAUGAUGACUGGUUGAUGGCUGAGCGACAUGGAAAGAAGGGAUUCAUACCACGUAACUACAUCGACAUAAACCUACCCAGUUGGUACCAGGAGAGUGCUAGUCGAGGUGAGGCCCAGGAGUCUCUCAUGGCCCAGCCUAUAGGAUCCUUUCUGAUCAGGGGCAGCCAGAGCGCCCCAGGAGACUUCUCCAUAUCCGUUAGACACGAGGCAGACGUGCAGCACUUCAAGGUGAUGGCAGACACCAGAGGGCAGUAUUACCUCUGGUCUGAGAAGUUCAGCUCCUUCAACGAGCUGGUGAACUAUUACAUGAACAACUCUGUCUCUAAACACAGCCGCAUCUAUCUGCUGGACACAGAUACACAGGAGAGGGGAUUCGGCCAGACCAGGACAUCAGCCCCAUCCUCUCAGCCCCAGCCUCACCAGCCCCGCGCACCCCAGCCUCACCUGCCCCUGCCCAGCAUACCCCAGCCUCACCUGCCCCUGCCCAGCAUACCUCAGCCUCACCAGCCCCGCGCACCCCAGCCUCACCUGCCCCUGCCCAGCAUACCCCAGCCUCACCUGCCCCUGCCCAGCAUACCUCAGCCUCACCAGCCCCGCGCACCCCAGCCUCACCUGCCCCUGCCCAGCAUACCCCAGCCUCACCAGCCCCUGCCCAGCAUACCCCAGCCUCACCAGCCCCGCGCACCCCAGCCUCACCAACCGCUGCCACGCACACCAGACCCCAUACCCCCACCACAGCGUGCGGCUGUGACCACGGGGGGCAGUGGUCUGAUGCAGGUGAGAGCUCAGUAUGACUUCAACGCCGAGGAGAAGGACGAGCUGAGCUUCAAGGCUGGUGACGUCAUCGAGGUGCUAGAGUGUUCCGACAUGUCAUGGUGGAAAGGAAGACUGAGGGGACAAACGGGAGUGUUCCCUUCCAACUACACCAACCCUGUAUGAGAGAGAAGGAAAUGGUUAGCAUUUAGAGCUAAAUAAUUAUCUGAAUUCAUUAUAGCAGACGUUCUUAUCCAGAGCAACUUAAAGGAGCAAUUAGGGUGAAGUGCCUUGCUCAAGGGCAUAUUGACAGAUUUUUCACUCAGGGAUUCGAAUCAGUGACCUUUCGGGUUACUGACCCAACAGCCUCAACCGCUAGGCUA